AUGUACGAAGGCCGGAAUGUGGAGGCUAUCGUGGACGUGUGGUGUGAUGCGCCUGUACAGAAAUCGUGGAAGACGUUUGCGGAUUCGGCGCUGACGCCUGAAGAUCGACAGUCUCGUUGGGGAGGGAUAGAAUAUUGGUUUGCUUUGGGCGUUCAUCCUCAUGAUGCCAAACACUACACCGACGCCGUAGAAAAGGAUAUAUUAGAAGCAAUGACUCACCCUCGAUGCGUUGCCCUCGGUGAAAUAGGGCUCGACUAUCACUACGACAACUCACCCCGCGAUGUGCAACGAAACGUAUUCAGACGGCAGCUGAAACACGCCGUUAGGCUAGGGAAGCCGCUGGUUAUACAUACCCGGGAAGCUGAGGAAGAUACGGAGAAAAUAUUGAAGGAGGUGCCAAAAGAUUACAAAAUCCACGUCCACUGCUUCUCUGACUCCCCGGAAUUUGCGGCCCGUCUCCUCGCCCACUUUCCGAAUCUCUACAUCGGUAUAACAGAUAGAGAGAAGACCAAAUUCAAGCGGGUUACUUGGAUUAUCAACUUUCGGGAUGAACAUGACGGUAUUGCGAAUCAGAGGCCCUACAUAUUGUAUCAACGUAAGAAUGCGAUCGAUUCACGAAACACGAAGAGAAAGGGGGAAAAAAAGACGCUUACGAGCUCUGACUCUGCCCAGGCAUAUACAAUCCAUUCCCUCCCCCCCUCCUCCUCCAUUAGAAGAACUCAAGGGACUACUCGCAUGCGCCAUCCUACUCAAACUAUGACACCAAAAGGAGGCGGGGAACUGCCAGAUUUUACUAUCAUUCCUCCUGGACCCACAUCGCCUGCGCCAUUUGCGGUGGACGAAGUUGGGGGAGGGGCGGAGCUAGAGGAGGGAGGACGUGAUCUGGACCGGGAGCGGGAAGCUGGUGAGCGCGUGGGUGGGGUGGAACGAUUAUGGUGGUGGAUUCGUGGUGGAAGUGGGAGGGAGUUGAGGGGAGGAGAAGGGGGUCGUAGUGCAUCGUAA
Laccaria bicolor S238N-H82 is the source of this 1002-nucleotide messenger RNA. RefSeq lists its product as uncharacterized. Bases 1 to 1002 code for a protein of 333 amino acids. Gene Ontology annotation, molecular function: hydrolase activity, acting on ester bonds. The transcript has 7 exons. The record is from RefSeq and is a predicted model, not a curated record. NCBI's taxonomy places the organism in Eukaryota, Fungi, Basidiomycota, Agaricomycetes, Agaricales, Hydnangiaceae.